UCUGACUGUAACUACAAUUAGCGGGAGUUCAAAAUCAUAGCCACGGCUUACAAGCAGUCGCAGCAAGAAGCAUCAGUCGAUCGAACAAACGCCGGCUAAGAUACAAUCAAAGCCUCUUGCUACAGUAUUGACUAGCAAACUUCAACAACUAAACUCAAAUCAGUCGGAAUUUCUACCCGUUCAACUUGUCUUUAAUCUUGGUGAUCAAUGGUUUAAGAUAUUGAUGAAGAUUAUCCUAUAAUCUACGAUAAUCCGGUCAGCUAUCAACAUGUAUUACAACCUGUACAUAGUUUUAAUCUUAUUUCCUUUAACAGUUUUAUGCCUGAAAACAAUAGGCAAUGAUUAUGAAUACAGAUUGGUGAGAGAUGUUAUGAAGAGAUACGACAAACGAGUUCGUCCAGCAAUUAAUUCAACUGCAGUUCUUAAUGUAACGUUCGGUGUCGCUCUGGCGCAAAUCAUUGAUGUAGAUGAAAAGAAUCAGAUUAUUACAACUAACUGCUGGAUUAACCAGGGCUGGUUAGAUCCUAAAUUAAGUUGGGAUCCUAUAAAAUAUGGUAACAUAUCGGUUAUACGACUACCAUUUGAUUUAGUGUGGAGACCGGAUAUACUCUUAUAUAAUAAUGCAGACGUCAAACCCAUUGAAUCAUCCUACGUCAGUACGAACAUGAUAGUAACGUCUGAUGGAAACGUUACGUGGUUGUCAAUGGUGAUAUUUAAAAGCUCGUGCUCAAUAGACGUUAAAUAUUUUCCUUUUGAUGAACAGAGUUGUCUAAUGUCUUUCUCUUCGUGGACUUUCGACGCUAAUCAGUUGAAUAUGAUUGACGUUGGCGAAGAAGGCGACAUAUCGAAUUAUGUCAACAGCACCGAAUGGGUGCUGCACAAAUAUAUUCAGAAGCGGGAGGUGGUGCAUUUCUCCUGUUGUCCCGAACCCUAUGUAUUCAUUAACUACAUCAUUCAAAUACGACGACGGCCAUUGUUCUACUUGUUUAACUUGGUUAUGCCGUGUGUGCUGAUUACUUUUGUUGCUCUAAUGGGAUUUUACAUGCCGUCGGAUUCUGGUGAAAAGAUUUCAAUGGGUAUUACAACCCUGCUGUCCAUGACUGUAUUCUUAAUGAUUUUGGCUGAAAACAUGCCACCGACUUCUGAUGUUCUGCCAUUAGUAGGAUUAUACUACGGUAUCACCAUAGCCAUUGUUUCCUUCGCUACCGGCAUGACUGUCUUUACUCUAAAUAUUCACCACAAAGGUGCCAGAGGGGCAGAAGUACCGAGAAUUAUUAAAGUGAUAUUCUUUAAAUACGUAGCAAGAAUAAUGUUUAUCAGGUUAGAGCUACCUGAACAGACGCCUCCGGAAAAGGGGAUGCAGAAAAUUCCUCAAAAUGAUUACUACAUGAGGUAUGAUAAUGAGAAAAUGCCAGAAAAUGGAGGAUUGUCACCACGAUUCGCGCGCAAAAUAACACCUUCUGCAACGCCAGGGGACAGCACCGAGAGACACUUCAUCCGGGUUUUACAGAAAGUGUAUCAAACCAUCGAGAAAAACGAAAUGCGAUUGGCUGAACAAGACCGACGUGAUAAUAUUAAGCAAGAGUGGCAGCAAUUGGCGCUUAUUUUAGAUCGUUUGUUAAUGUUCUUGUUUAUCGUGUCCACAUUUUGCUACACUUUGUCAAUAAUCUUACCCGGGGCCACCUCAACAAAGUUCGAGGAUUAGAGACCAAGUGUUUAAUUAUGCAAGCUAACCCCUCGAUUGGUUCCAAUUUAUAGUGAAACCUUAAAUGUUUACACACCGCUCAAAUGAGAACGUCGAAUUGAAAAGUUAAAUGUGUUUCUUGAAUAGUACUAUGGGGAAGAUUUACCUUUAAUUUCAGAAUAGUUCCUCUAUAUAUUGUGGAACGUAUGAAUUCGUUAAAAAACAUAAAUUGCCUGGAAUCUUGUUGUUAGGGAACACAUUUUAACGGUAACUAGAAGCUUCCCAAUUGAGCGUUCGAGGUCAAGAUCAUUUGUUAGACAAAUUUGUCAGCGAAAGCUUAGAAGGAAUAGUAAUAAGGAAAGGGAAAUUAAUUCAAUGGGGAAAAUGAAUUUAUUACCAUAACAAGAAAAAGUUGGGAUUAUCAGACAGUAUGGAUAAAUAUGGUGAAUUGUGUAUAAAAAAUGACACAAAUAAGAAGAAAUUUAUUAAAAUUUGAACGAAUGAUUUCACAAUGUUUCUGUGUGAGCUUCAGACGCAAAACUUGCUUCAGAAGCAAAACGGAAGGGACAAACUAAUGGUAUUUAGUUACUAAAGUACAAUUUCAUUGUGUCAGAUUGGCAAAAGAGAUAAAUGUGUUUUAAAAUGUUUCUUCAAAGGAAAUUGUUAAUAAGACAAAACGUGUGAUUUCACCUAUGUCAUAUGUAUUUUUUGUGCGUAUUCACAAGUCCUCACUUAUCAUUGAACAUCCAUUGUCUGUUCUGUCAAUAAUUUGCUCCUACGUUAUAGAUGAAAUUUGUGUUUGGUACAUCAACUUCUUGUGAUUUUUAACAAGAACAUCAUAUAGUUAAGUUAACUAUACAAUAAUUAAUGUGUAUACUCUACAUUAUAGUAUAUGUUAUAUGUAGAGCUAUCGUUGCGUGUUAUGGUGUAAUAACGCACAGCUGUUCUACUUAGUGACAUUUUACAACAAUAUGUAAUACAGUGUGUUUUCAGUAUGCAGGAAUGAGUUUUCAAUAUACAGGGAUGAGUUUUCAAUAUACAGGAAUGUGUUUUCAACCUACAGGAACAGGUUUUCGAUAUACACAAAUGUGUUUCCAUAGGACUGUUUGACAAAAAUAUCUUGAACGUACAAAUUGACAAUACAUAGACAUCUAUUGUUAGUGUAGCUUUCAAUGCAGGGAUAUUUUUUUCAAUAUACAGUUUUCGAACGCAUGGAUAUAUACACAAGUAUAACAUUUUCUUUCAAAACAACAUAAAUACACAAAAAAUGUUUUGAACAUUCAACUAUAUAUAAUGUACUGUGAAUUUUUUUGUAUUUUAUGUUUAUAUAAAAAAGUGUAAAGAUUCAGGGUAUGUUAACAGCAUGUGUUUUAUUAUACAGAGAUAUUUGUGUAACGUAAUCUAAAGAACAUGGUUUUGUUCGGAUAAAAAUUAGAACAGGGAUUUCUUAUUUUCAGAUUGUAAAACAUAUCAUAUGUCCAGCGUUCGGUUAUCUCUAAGAUAUAUUUGUGUGGAUGUGCGGAAUCUUUCUUCCAAUAUAAGUGCUUAAAUGGAUUUAUGGCAUUUCCAGGAACGAAUGUACUUACUUUCUGGAAAGUGUAUUAUAUGUUUGAAAUUAUGACCUACUGGUGAUUUUAAUAUACUAUUCAAAAAAAGUAGGGGAUAUUUGAUUUUUAAGUGUUUUUAAAGUCACCUAAUGAAACUGACGAAGAAACAAAUGACAAAAUGAAAUGAAGUUCACAUUCAUCGAUUUAUUCCAAAUGAUCGUUAGACUAAGUAAGGCACAGACUGACCAUUAUAAGGGUAAAUUGAUACCCGGGGUCAAACAGCAAAGUUACCACAGCAUCACAACCAAGUCAGUAACGGGUAAAUCCUCCUCUGUUUGCCAAACAAGCAUUGAUCCGACGUGGCAUACUCCUAAUGAGACGUCUAAGGUCAUUUUGGUCCAGAUUGUCCCAUUCCUGUUGCAACGCAGCAGCAAGUUCUUGGACAUUGGCAGGACGUUGUUGACGUUGACGUAACCUCUGUCCAAGCAUGUCCCAGACAUGCUCGAUUGGGGAGAGGUCGGGACUCAGUGCUGGCCAAGGUAAUGUGGUGAUGUUCUGUUGUUGGAGGUAACCUGUAACGAUCCUGGCCCUGUGACAUCUUGCGUUGUCAUCCUGGAAGAUGAAACGGCGGCCAUGACGUCGUGCGAACGGCACAACAUGGACUGCCAAGAUGUUGUCCCGGUAGUACUGGCCUGUAACACGCCCUGCAACAACAUGUAAAGCCGUUCUUCCAGCAACAGUGAUGCCUCCCCACACCAUAACAGAACCACCCCCAAAUCGAUCAUGUCUGAUGACGUUAACGUCUUGGAAGCGCUCGUUUCGACGACGCCACACCCUCCUACGUCUGUCCAAAAAAUCAACAGUGAACCUUGACUCAUCUGAAAACAUCACAUUGCUCCAGCGUCGAUUAUCCCAGUGUUGACGAUCCCUACACCAACGACGUCUUGCCUGAAUGUGAUGAUCUCUCAAACAAGGGAUCACGCGAGGACGUCGGGCGCGAAGGUGACCCCUAUGCAGUCGAUUCCGAAUCGUCUGGCCACUCACUCUCACACCAGUGUCUGUUUGAAGACGAGCGCUGAUCUGAUUUGCUGUGAUGACACGAUUUCUCAAGGCCAAGGUACGGAUAAAUCGAUCCUGGGCUUGAGUUGUCGCCCUUGGUCGACCUGAGCGUGGUCUGUCCUGUACAGAUUGUGUAUCACGGUAUCUGGACCAUAGCCUGCUUAUGACAGACUGAGAAACAUUCAUCGUCCGCGCCACAACCGCCUGUGUUGUGCCGAUCUGUAGCAUGCCAAGGGCACGUAACCUUUCAUUUUGGGUAAGCCGACGCAUAUCAAAAUUUGUUUUCUGGUCACUAAAACAAUUAAACUGAUGUUUCCACCCUGGAAUUCAAUGCCACAAUGACUGUAACAUUCAAAGUCAGAGUCGUGCAAAUCUUGGGUUGGACCCCCAUGAUGAUCCCAAGCAUCACCUGCAUUCCAUGCGGUAGCUAUUGGUGCGUUUGGGCGUCACAUGUAACUGGAAAUGUUUCUUCUGUUAGGUUCUAUAGUGACUUUUUUCGUAGUCAUUUGCAUAUUUUAGUAUUAUGCCCCCAAAAUCAAAUAUCCCGUUUUCUUGUUUUUGAACGAACGUACCUAAUUCGUAGAAGUGUUCCAUAUAUUUUAGAGUUGUUUUUGGAAUUGUGACUUGCAGGUUGUUUUCAGAUGUAAGGAUUGUUUAUCUUUAGUUGUUUGAAAAUAGAUGUUCUUGUUCGCCACACCCUACACCAUUCAGUCGUAUAUAAUUGUAAUAGUUACAUACAUACACACCCACAUUUAUUCAUUUAAAGCAACCGUUCACGUUUUUUGUUGGGUUAACCUUCCUUGAAUAAAAUUUAAUAACC
Molecule: messenger RNA, 5110 nt
Organism: Patella vulgata (common limpet)
Lineage: Eukaryota; Metazoa; Mollusca; Gastropoda; Patellidae
Product: neuronal acetylcholine receptor subunit alpha-10
Exons: 8
Coding region: 269-1705 (478 amino acids)
Biological process (GO): signal transduction; nervous system process; monoatomic ion transmembrane transport
Cellular component (GO): postsynaptic membrane; synapse; neuron projection
Molecular function (GO): transmembrane signaling receptor activity; acetylcholine-gated monoatomic cation-selective channel activity
Source: RefSeq, a predicted model, not a curated record